Molecule: messenger RNA, 966 nt
Organism: Salvia miltiorrhiza (redroot sage)
Lineage: Eukaryota; Viridiplantae; Streptophyta; Magnoliopsida; Lamiales; Lamiaceae
Exons: 1
Coding region: 1-966 (321 amino acids)
Source: RefSeq, a predicted model, not a curated record
AUGGGAAAAGGAUAUUAUACAUUGAAAUUCCAUACUAAGGAGGAUAAAGCGACUGCGAAAGCUCAUCUUAUUUGGGACCUUCCUGCGGGUUCUUUGAGGCUCCGUGAUUGGGUUCAUUUUUCCAAUCCUUACAAGGAAUCGUCCUCUUUAGCUCAGGUUUGGGUCAGAAUUUAUUAUUUACCUGUGGAAUUCUGGCACCCCGAAGUUCUAUCUGGCAUCGGAUUUUGGCUAGGUCAAUCGCUGAAAAUUGAUGGUAAUUCUAUUGAUGAUGACGUUGCGCAUUUCACUCGCAUUCUGGUGGAAAUUGAUCUUGCUCAGCCUCUUCCGGAGAAUAUGACGAUUGAUGGUGGAGACUAUUCUUUCAAUAUUGAAUUUAGUUAUGAAUAUUUUCCUCUUUUCUGUACGAGAUGUAGGAUCACGGGACAUUCGGUGGAUAAAUGCCGGAGAGGAAAAAAAGAGGCAAAACAACCUGAGGAGAUAGUGAAGCCAAAGGAACCCGAAUGGCAGGUGGUGGGAAAAGUGAAUGAUCAUUCUCUGGACAAAAGUUUGGAUGCAAGGGAGGGGUUGGUUACCGUUGAUGAUUACGACGGUGAACCGGAUGAACAGAGACAGCAGCCUUCAGGGCCGGACAUGCUUCAAGCCUUGUGCAAGGAUUUGAGAGCUCCGGGUGCUAACAGAUUCAACGUUUUGGAUGGUAUGGAGACGAUUGAUUUAGACGAUGCUCAGGGCAGGGAUGAGUUACCUCAAGCAAUGGUAGCUAAGCGGGAUGCGGACAGUGACGGUACUCUAAGUGCGCAGAAUUUGGAGAAGGAGAUGGGGUCGCCAGGCUUUGCUGUGGAAGGCACUAUAGGACCCUGUGAGAUUGUCCAGAUAGGGCAGAAGGAUAAGCCUUAUGAUCAGGAGGUUGAUCAGGCGGGAUGCUCGGUGAUGGAGAACUCGGAGAUUGCUGACUCUUCGGGGUCAUAA